This is a messenger RNA of Salvelinus sp. IW2-2015, 1295 nucleotides long. Its product is annotated as DET1- and DDB1-associated protein 1. The record is from RefSeq and is a predicted model, not a curated record. Gene Ontology annotation, biological process: positive regulation of proteasomal ubiquitin-dependent protein catabolic process. NCBI's taxonomy places the organism in Eukaryota, Metazoa, Chordata, Actinopteri, Salmoniformes, Salmonidae. Gene Ontology annotation, cellular component: Cul4-RING E3 ubiquitin ligase complex.
AUUGUCCAUCUUCUCCUGUAGCCAAUGGAGCAUCAGGCAAGAAGACGAGGAACGCCCAUACACGGACUAGGAACAGAAAUGGAGUAGAUGGACUUGUUAUCUUAUACCUCAACUCUUGUUACSCUAAAUUGCGUGCUAAGCUAGCAGUCAAUUAAGUACAGUAUGCUUUGUAAUUCGAUGCAACACAGUUUUAUUUGCGUCUAAGUCAAACCUAAUUUGACAAAUAACACAUCUUUAUUUGAUUGUAGCAUAUUCUAUACGAAUUUGUAAACAACCAGUGAAUGCUUWGCUACGACAAAGCACUGCCUAUAAUAGUAGCUAGCUAACGUUAGCGAGUUGCUAGCUUGAUAGACAAGCUUGGCUAGUUAACUAGCUGGUAGUCUUUGCUAGUUUAUGAAAUAAUUGGAAAUGACUUGGAAUUGAUGAACACAUUCGUUGUACUUUGUGUAAUCUUGAAUAUUUGAGAAAGCCAAGGCUAAAUAUCACAUUUCGCUAGCUAGCUAAGCAGGUUCGUGUUGUUGCUAGCAGAUUUUCCACCCGCAUCAGCUAACGUUAGCUAGCAACUUUUUUGUCUGUGUUGUCUUUCUGGGGUGAAAAGCCACAAUGGAUAAGGCAGAUUUUUUAAAAGGACUACCUGUCUUCAACAAAAGCAAUUUCAGCAGAUUUCACGCAGACUCUGUCUGCAAAACUUCAAACCGGAGACCCUCUGUGUAUCUUCCAAUUCGGGAGUAUCCAUCAGAACAGAUCAUUGUCACAGAGAAGACAAAUAUUCUAUUGAGAUACCUUCACCAACAGUGGGACAAAAAGAAUGCAGCUAAAAAGCGGGAGCAGGAGCACAGUGAGGGGGAGAACACUGCACCUCCGCGGAAAAUUGCCAGAACGGACAGUCAGGAGUUGAAUGAGGACUCGUAGAGUGCUGUGUCAUCAACAUGCAACACACACACAAUUAUGGAUAAAGAAGCACACAAGCAAAGUGCAUUUGACAGACAGGACAGACCACUGCCUACAUUGUUCAACAUGAUCUUGGGACGCUGACAGUUUUGUUUCUUUGUAUUUUAUUUUUAUUUUCCCUUAACUUCGAWUGGCACAUAGCUGAAAAGCUCUGCCUUGAUAACAAAAGACACAAUAACAUUAUCUCCUCCCCCUCAAAUUCAUCGUUGCUUGACCAUGUUUCUACAUUUCUAUUGCUCUGUUUGCUUUCAUUAAUUUACUUGUACUUCAUCUGUACUUUGACCUGUGUUUUUUAAAGUCACGUCCAUUUAAUCAAUUAAAUUGCAUGCAAUUUAUAUAUAUCC